AUGAUGAUGAUGAUGAUGAUGAAAAACAUGCACCAUCAACGGCAGCAGCAAGCGGACCACGCGAACGAGGCAAACUAUGCAAGAGGCACCAGACUCCCUCUUUCUGGUGAAGGACCAACUUCUCAGCCGAAUAGCUCCAAGCAAACUGUCCUGUCUUGGCAAGCUGCAAUCGAUGCUGCCAGACAGGCCAAGGCUGCCCAAACUAUGAGCACCUCCGCACCCCCACCUGUGGGAUCUCUCUCCCAAAGAAAACGUCAGCAAUACGCCAAGAGCAAAAAACAGGGUAACUCGUCCAACAGCCGACCUGCCCGCGCCCUUUUCUGUUUGUCACUCAAUAACCCCAUCCGAAGAGCCUGCAUUAGUAUAGUGGAAUGGAAACCAUUUGACAUAUUUAUAUUAUUGGCUAUUUUUGCCAAUUGUGUGGCCUUAGCUAUUUACAUCCCAUUCCCUGAAGAUGAUUCUAAUUCAACAAAUCAUAACUUGGAAAAAGUAGAAUAUGCCUUCCUGAUUAUUUUUACAGUCGAGACAUUUUUGAAGAUUAUAGCGUAUGGAUUAUUGCUACAUCCUAAUGCUUAUGUUAGGAAUGGAUGGAAUUUACUGGAUUUUGUUAUAGUAAUAGUAGGAUUGUUUAGUGUAAUUCUGGAACAAUUAACCAAAGAAACAGAAGGCGGUAACCACUCCAGUGGCAAGUCAGGAGGCUUCGAUGUCAAAGCCCUCCGCGCCUUUCGGGUGUUACGACCACUUCGACUAGUGUCAGGAGUGCCCAGUUUACAAGUUGUCCUGAACUCCAUUAUAAAAGCCAUGGUUCCCCUCCUUCACAUAGCCCUUUUGGUAUUAUUUGUAAUCAUAAUCUAUGCUAUUAUAGGAUUGGAACUUUUUAUUGGAAAAAUGCACAAAACAUGUUUUUUUGCUGACACAGAUAUCCUGGCCGAAGAGGACCCAGCGCCGUGUGCGUUCUCAGGGAAUGGACGCCAGUGUGCUGCCAAUGGCACCGAGUGUAGGAGUGGCUGGGUUGGCCCAAACGGAGGCAUCACCAACUUUGAUAACUUUGCCUUUGCCAUGCUCACCGUGUUUCAGUGCAUCACCAUGGAGGGCUGGACAGACGUGCUCUACUGGGUAAAUGAUGCGAUAGGAUGGGAAUGGCCAUGGGUGUAUUUUGUUAGUCUGAUCAUCCUUGGCUCAUUUUUCGUCCUUAACCUGGUUCUUGGUGUCCUUAGUGGAGAAUUCUCAAAGGAAAGAGAGAAGGCUAAAGCCCGGGGAGAUUUCCAGAAGCUCCGGGAGAAGCAGCAGCUGGAGGAGGAUCUAAAGGGCUACCUGGAUUGGAUCACCCAAGCAGAAGACAUUGAUCCUGAGAACGAGGAAGAAGGAGGAGAGGAAAGCAAACGAAACACCAGCAUGCCCACCAGCGAGACCGAGUCGGUGAACACAGAGAACGUGAGUGGCGGAGGCGAGAACCAAGGUGGCUGUGGGAGUCUCUGGUGCUGGUGGAAAAGAAGAGGCACGGCCAAGGCUGGGCCCUCUGGGUGUCGGCGGUGGGGCCAAGCCAUCUCAAAAUCCAAGCUCAGCCGACGCUGGCGUCGCUGGAACCGCUUCAAUCGCAGAAGAUGUCGGGCUGCUGUGAAGUCUGUCACGUUUUACUGGCUGGUUAUUGUCCUGGUGUUUCUCAACACCUUAACCAUUUCCUCUGAGCACUACAACCAGCCUGACUGGCUGACGCAGAUUCAAGAUAUCGCUAACAAAGUCCUCCUGGCUCUGUUCACCUGCGAGAUGCUGGUAAAAAUGUAUAGCUUGGGUCUCCAGGCAUAUUUCGUCUCUCUCUUUAACCGGUUUGAUUGCUUCGUGGUGUGCGGUGGAAUUACCGAGACCAUCUUGGUGGAGCUGGAGAUCAUGUCUCCCCUGGGGAUCUCUGUGUUUCGGUGUGUGCGCCUCUUAAGGAUUUUCAAGGUGACCAGGCACUGGACUUCCCUGAGCAACUUAGUGGCCUCCUUGUUAAACUCCAUGAAGUCCAUCGCUUCGCUGUUGCUUCUGCUUUUUCUCUUCAUCAUCAUCUUUUCCUUGCUUGGGAUGCAGCUGUUUGGUGGCAAGUUUAAUUUUGACGAAACGCAGACCAAGCGGAGCACCUUUGACAAUUUCCCUCAAGCCCUUCUGACAGUCUUCCAGAUCCUGACAGGAGAAGACUGGAACGCCGUGAUGUAUGAUGGCAUUAUGGCCUAUGGCGGCCCGUCCUCCUCAGGGAUGAUCGUCUGCAUCUACUUCAUCAUCCUCUUCAUUUGUGGUAACUAUAUCCUACUGAAUGUCUUCUUGGCCAUCGCUGUAGACAAUCUGGCUGAUGCUGAAAGUUUGAAUACUGCCCAGAAAGAGGAAGCUGAAGAGAAGGAGAGGAAAAAGAUUGCCAGAAAAGAGAGCCUGGAGAAUAAAAAGAACAACAAACCAGAAGUCAACCAGAUAGCCAACAGUGACAAUAAGGUUACAAUUGAUGACUAUCGAGAAGAGGAUGAAGACAAGGACCCCUACCCACCUUGUGAUGUGCCAGUAGGGGAAGAGGAAGAGGAGGAGGAGGAGGAUGAACCUGAGGUUCCUGCUGGCCCCCGUCCUCGCAGAAUCUCAGAGUUGAACAUGAAGGAGAAAAUCGCCCCCAUUCCUGAAGGGAGCGCGUUCUUCAUUCUGAGCAAGACCAACCCGAUCCGCGUGGGCUGCCACAAGCUCAUCAACCACCACAUCUUCACCAACCUCAUCCUCGUCUUCAUCAUGCUGAGCAGCGCCGCCCUUGCCGCCGAGGACCCCAUCCGCAGCCACUCCUUCCGGAACACUAUACUGGGUUACUUUGACUAUGCUUUCACAGCCAUCUUUACUGUUGAAAUCCUGUUAAAGAUGGCGACUUUUGGAGCUUUCCUCCACAAAGGGGCUUUCUGCAGGAACUACUUCAAUCUGCUGGAUAUGCUGGUUGUCGGGGUGUCCCUGGUAUCAUUUGGGAUCCAAUCCAGUGCCAUCUCCGUUGUGAAGAUUCUGAGGGUCUUAAGGGUCCUGCGGCCGCUCAGGGCGAUCAACAGAGCGAAAGGACUUAAGCACGUGGUCCAGUGUGUCUUCGUGGCCAUCCGGACCAUUGGCAACAUCAUGAUCGUCACCACCCUUCUCCAGUUCAUGUUCGCCUGCAUCGGGGUCCAGUUGUUCAAGGGAAAGUUCUAUCGCUGUACAGAUGAAGCCAAAAGUAACCCCGAAGAGUGCAGGGGGCUUUUCAUCCUCUACAAGGAUGGGGAUGUUGAUAACCCUGUGGUCCGUGAGAGGAUCUGGCAAAAUAGUGAUUUCAACUUUGACAACGUCCUUUCUGCUAUGAUGGCGCUGUUCACGGUCUCCACGUUUGAGGGCUGGCCUGCGUUGCUGUAUAAAGCCAUCGACUCGAAUGGAGAGAAUGUGGGCCCCAUCUACAACCACCGCGUGGAGAUCUCCAUCUUCUUCAUCAUCUACAUCAUCAUCGUGGCUUUCUUCAUGAUGAACAUCUUUGUGGGCUUCGUCAUCGUCACAUUUCAGGAGCAGGGAGAGAAAGAGUAUAAGAACUGUGAGCUGGACAAAAAUCAGCGUCAGUGUGUUGAAUACGCCUUGAAAGCACGUCCCUUGCGGAGAUACAUCCCCAAAAACCCCUACCAGUACAAGUUCUGGUACGUGGUGAACUCCUCGCCUUUCGAAUACAUGAUGUUUGUCCUCAUCAUGCUCAACACACUCUGCUUGGCCAUGCAGCACUAUGAGCAGUCCAAGAUGUUUAAUGACGCCAUGGACAUUCUGAACAUGGUCUUCACUGGGGUGUUCACCGUUGAGAUGGUUUUGAAAGUCAUCGCGUUUAAACCUAAGGGGUAUUUUAGUGACGCCUGGAACACGUUUGACUCCCUCAUCGUAAUCGGCAGCAUUAUAGACGUGGCCCUCAGCGAAGCCGACCCAACUGAAAGUGAAAAUGUCCCUGUCCCAACCGCCACACCCGGGAACUCUGAAGAGAGCAAUAGAAUCUCCAUCACCUUUUUCCGUCUUUUCCGAGUGAUGCGGUUGGUGAAGCUUCUCAGCAGGGGGGAAGGCAUCCGGACGUUGCUGUGGACUUUUAUAAAGUCCUUUCAGGCACUGCCCUAUGUAGCCCUCCUCAUAGCCAUGUUGUUCUUCAUCUACGCGGUGAUUGGCAUGCAGAUGUUUGGGAAGGUUGCUAUGAGAGAUAACAACCAGAUCAACAGGAACAACAAUUUCCAGACCUUUCCCCAGGCGGUGCUGCUGCUCUUCAGGUGUGCCACGGGUGAAGCCUGGCAGGAGAUCAUGCUGGCCUGCCUCCCGGGGAAGCUCUGUGACCCCGAGUCGGACUAUAACCCCGGGGAGGAGUACACGUGUGGGAGCAACUUCGCCAUUGUUUAUUUCAUCAGUUUUUACAUGCUCUGCGCGUUUCUGAUCAUUAACCUGUUUGUGGCUGUCAUCAUGGACAACUUUGAUUAUCUGACCCGGGACUGGUCUAUUCUGGGGCCUCACCAUUUAGAUGAAUUCAAAAGAAUAUGGUCGGAGUAUGACCCUGAGGCGAAAGGAAGGAUAAAACACCUCGAUGUGGUCACUCUGCUCCGCCGCAUCCAGCCUCCCCUGGGGUUUGGGAAAUUAUGCCCACACAGAGUAGCCUGUAAGAGACUAGUGGCCAUGAACAUGCCUCUCAACAGUGAUGGGACGGUCAUGUUUAAUGCAACCCUGUUUGCUUUGGUUCGAACGGCUCUUAAAAUCAAGACGGAAGGGAACCUGGAACAAGCUAAUGAAGAACUCCGAGCUGUGAUCAAGAAAAUCUGGAAGAAAACUAGCAUGAAACUGCUUGACCAAGUUGUCCCUCCAGCUGGUGAUGAUGAGGUAACCGUGGGGAAGUUCUAUGCCACUUUCCUGAUACAGGACUACUUUAGGAAAUUCAAGAAACGGAAAGAACAAGGCCUGGUGGGAAAAUACCCUGCGAAGAACACCACCAUUGCCCUACAGGCAGGAUUAAGGACACUGCAUGACAUUGGGCCAGAAAUCCGGCGUGCUAUAUCAUGUGAUUUGCAAGAUGACGAGCCGGAGGAAACAAAACGAGAAGAAGAAGAAGAUGUAUUCAAAAGAAAUGGUGCCCUGCUUGGAAACCAUGUCAAUCAUGUUAAUAGUGAUAGGAGAGACCCCCUUCAGCAGACCAAUACCACCCACCGUCCCCUGCAUGUCCAAAGGCCUUCAGUUCCACCUGCAAGUGAUACUGAGAGACCGCUGUUUCCUCCAGCAGGAAAUUCGGGGUGUCAUAGCCAUCAUAACCAUAAUUCCAUAGGAAAGCAAGCUCCCAGCUCAACAAAUGCCAAUCUCAAUAAUGCCAAUAUGUCCAAAGCUGCCCCUGGAAAGCGGCCCAGCAUGGGGAACCUUGAGCAUAUGUCUGAAAAUGGGCAUCCCUCCUCCCACAAGCAUGACCGGGAGCCUCCAAGAAGGUCCAGUAUUAAAAGAACUCGCUAUUAUGAAACUUACAUUAGGUCUGACUCGAGGGAUGAGCAGUUCCCCACUAUCUGCCGGGAAGAUCCAGAGAUCCGUGGCUACUUCAGGGACUCCUGCUGCUUGGAGGAACAGGAGUAUUUCAGCGGUGAGGAGGGCUUUGAGGAUGCCUGCUCGCCGACCGGGGCCAGGCAAAACUACAGCUACUACAGCCGAUACCCAGGUGGCAGCUGGGACUUCGAGCGGCCCCGAGGCUACCAUCACCCCCAAGGCUUCUUGGAGGAUGAGGACUCGCCUGUUUGCUAUGAUUCCCGGAGAUCUCCAAGGAGACGCCUACUACCUCCCACCCCGACAUCCCACCGGAGAUCCUCCUUCAACUUCGAGUGCCUGCGCGGGCAGAGCAGCCAGGAGGACGUCCCGCCGUCCCCCGCCUUCCCCCACCACACAGCCCUGCCUCUGCACCUGAUGCAGCAACAGAUCAUGGCAGUUGCGGGCCUGGAUUCCAGUAAAGCCCAGAAGUACUCACCGAGCCACUCGACCCGGUCAUGGGCCACCCCUCCGGCGACCCCUCCGUACCGGGACUGGACACCGUGCUACGCGCCCCUGAUCCAGGUGGAGCGGCCGGAGGCCCUGGACCAGGUCAAUGGCAGCCUGCCGUCCCUGCACCGGAGCUCCUGGUACACGGACGAGCCUGGCAUCUCGUACCGAACGUUCACACCAGCCAGCCUGACUGUCCCCAGCAGCUUCCGCAACAAGAACAGUGACAAGCAGAGGAGCGCAGACAGCUUGGUGGAGGCGGUCCUGAUAUCUGAAGGCUUAGGACGGUAUGCAAGGGACCCAAAAUUUGUAUCGGCAACAAAACACGAAAUCGCCGAUGCCUGCGACCUGACCAUCGACGAGAUGGAGAGUGCAGCCAGCAACCUGCUCAAUGGGACGGUGCAUCCCCAGGCUAACGGGGGCGUGGGCCCCGUCUCCCACCGGCAGGACUAUGAGCUCCAGGACUUCGGGCCAGGCUAUAGCGAUGAAGAGCCUGACCCCGGAAGAGAUGAGGAAGACCUGGCAGAUGAAAUGAUCUGCAUCACCACCCUGUAG
Messenger RNA from Neomonachus schauinslandi (Hawaiian monk seal), 6546 nucleotides. RefSeq names its product calcium voltage-gated channel subunit alpha1 D (gene CACNA1D). Lineage: Eukaryota; Metazoa; Chordata; Mammalia; Carnivora; Phocidae. Bases 1 to 6546 code for a protein of 2181 amino acids. Gene Ontology annotation, molecular function: high voltage-gated calcium channel activity. The record is from RefSeq and is a predicted model, not a curated record. Gene Ontology annotation, cellular component: voltage-gated calcium channel complex; membrane. Gene Ontology annotation, biological process: calcium ion import across plasma membrane. The transcript is spliced from 49 exons.